Molecule: messenger RNA, 252 nt
Organism: Staurois parvus
Lineage: Eukaryota; Metazoa; Chordata; Amphibia; Anura; Ranidae
Source: the annotation of a GenBank genome assembly
UGUCACCCAUCAGUGCCAGUCAGUGCCCACCUAUCAGUGCUGCCAAUCAGCGCCUAUCAACAGUGCCAGUCAGUGUCGCUUAUCGGUGCCAUAUAUCAGUGCUGCCUUUCAGUGCCCAUCAGUGAUGCCUGUCAAUGCCGAUCAGUGCCACCUACCAGUGCCUCCUCAUCAAUGCCCAUCAGUGCCACCUAUCAGUGUCCAUCAGUGCAGCCUAUCAGUGCCCAUCACUGCAGCCUUAUUAGCGCACAUCAG